CUUGAACAUAUCAACGGUAAAGGGUUAUCCGCCCAUGGGUGCGUUCGGGUCACCCCACAUAAGACAACCACGGGUCAUAUCACGGUCCAGAAGGGCGAUUGCUAUGAAUGUCUUGCCUAUGUCAUAGGUGGAAGAAUCUUCCGACCAGCAAUAGUACCGAUCAUCAACGCAGUCAAAACUAACUUUAAGUGUACGGUCAGAGACUCGACAGGGCCCAAGAAAUAUCAAGAGAAGGAUUGUCACCUACUACGUGCCCGCAGAGGUUCUCUUCACGGCCGAGCACUGAACUUCGCCGUGAGCAGACUGCUCAUCACCAACCACGCACUCUACCAAUCUUAUCCGUUGACAAAUAUCUUCCGCCCCAGCAUACGGGCCAUCAGAGAGAUGUACACGAAACUCGACCCCGACAAGCGCCAGAUCCGACUCGCAUCGAUACUCCCAGGACGAUGGUCCGAGAGUGUCUCCUGCAAUCUCAAGGUUGUCUCUCUUGACGAUAAACCAAAGUAUGAAGCGUUAUCAUAUACCUGGGGCGACCUGUCAAACAAGAUUCCCAUCUGUCUGGAAGAGUCGCGGUUUCUCGUGACGAAGAACUUACAUAUGGCACUUCGACGGUUGCGACGGGCCGCUGGGACGAGGGAUAUAUGGGUGGAUGCGUUGUGUAUUAAUCAGGAAGAUAAGCCCGAAAAAACAAGACAAAUCCAACUCAUGAAGGAGAUCUAUUCCUACGCCAGCGAAGUCCAAAUCUAUCUCGGCGAGAGCGGUGUACUGGAAACCAUACCGGAAGAAGAGCAGUCAACCUGGGCGGAUCCUCCACGCUUGUACUGGUGUGAAGAGAAAGACGUGCCCAGCUUUAAUGAUUACAAGACUUGGCAGACGAUGAGUGACGACCAGCUUUCCCAACUAAACCCUACGACCCGAUUGCGGCAGGCCAUCUCCAGUGCGUAUAUUGUGUUGAGUAUACUUGCUGACGCAGGAUGUUUGAGCAUGGCCCGUCUGGACGACGCGAAUUCGGAGGUGUGGUCUGAGACACUUGCGGUGCUGGGACAUAUCGCAGACAGUCCGUGGUGGCAGCGGGUGUGGGUUGUUGAAGAGGCUAUUCUAUCACAAACCGCGACUGUGAUCUAUGGUGAAGUAGUGGCGCCAUUGGAUAUUGUUGAAAGAGGAGGUUCGAUGAUCCAUGUGCAUAUGGAGCGAUGCUGCCGGGAUUUUUAUCGAAGCCUGCCCAAUUCUCUGCAGUCACAUUUACUGGCCAUUGGGCAACAUACGUCGGCCUUGGAAAUCCUCCGAAAAGAAUGGGGUUACUAUGCGGAUAAAGAGGCCGAGCGACUCCAGAGGUUUUUGGAAAUGACCCGUACCAGAGGUGCAUAUGAUGGUCGUGACAAGAUUUAUUCCCUUCUAGGUCUGACUAGAGAUUGCUCCGAACGGCUGUUUAUUGUACCUGAUUACACGGUGCCGGUAUCGGAGGUUUAUAUCCAAAUGGCCUGGCAAAUUAUACGACAAGCCAAUACCUUGGAGAUAUUAGCGACAGUUGAGAGGAAAGUCCCAAAUUCGGAAAUACCCACCUGGUGUCCCGACUGGCGGAGCAGGGGCAAUGGUGAGGAACGUGACCUUUGGGUGCAUUCGCGCUCCUGGAAGUUCAAUGCUGGUCCAUCAAAUGGGAGGGUAGCAGACCUCCAUAACCGAGUUCUAGCUGUCCGCGGUGUCCACGUUGAUGUAGUUGCUAAGACAGCCCCACCUCUCUCGCAAGACGAGCCACUAGCCCCCCGACUAGACGAAUUCGCCCACAUGGCUCGCUACUACGCCGACGCCCUAUGCCCGUAUACCAGAGGGGGCGCAGUGAAAGAAGCGUUUUGGCGCACGAUGCUGAAUGAUGCUCUUGAGACCAAGCCAAACGAACAUAUGCAGCUGAUGGCCGAGGAUGAAAGCUUCUUUGUGUGGUGGAGGAGGUUGAGAGACCGGGGAGGUGUCGGAGAAGUCUAUGAUCCCUUUCAGGAGCACUUGAGGGCUAUUGCCCGAUCGUUUUGGCUUCCGAAUGAUAAUAGGGCCUUCUUUACUACGCAGAAAGGGUAUAUGGGAUUUGGGCCGCCGGAUAUGAAGCCGGGGGAUGUGGUGGCGGUAUUGCUCGGGAGUAGGAUGCCUUUUGUUCUUCGACAGAUGCCAGCCACUUGCUGUGUGGGUGAUGGUGGACAGGGCAGGAAAUACUGUUCUGUUGUUGGGUAUUGCUAUCUGCAUGGGGUGAUGAAUGGCCAGGCAGUUGGUAAGGAUGCGACCAUCUGUGGUAUUAAUCUUGUUUGA
This is a messenger RNA of Aspergillus ibericus CBS 121593, 2295 nucleotides long. RefSeq names its product HET domain-containing protein. The transcript is spliced from 3 exons. The coding region runs from base 385 to 2295 and encodes 636 amino acids. The record is from RefSeq and is a predicted model, not a curated record. NCBI's taxonomy places the organism in Eukaryota, Fungi, Ascomycota, Eurotiomycetes, Eurotiales, Aspergillaceae.